AUGCCAACCAAACUCACCAAAGAAGAGGAACGGUUGCAGAUCUAUCGUUUCAGAAGAUGGGGCCCUUAUCUCGGAGAAAGACAGUGGGCCACAGUUAGAGAAGACUACUCCCACGACGGUGACGCCUGGUCAGACUUUCCAUUCGAGCACUCCCGCUCCAGAACUUACAGAUGGGGAGAGGAUGGGUUGGCUGGAGUGUCCGAUAACCGUCAAUUCGUGUGUAUGUCCAUGGCAUUGUGGAACGAGAAGGACGACAUCUUGAAGGAAAAGGCGUUCGGAUUGACCAACUCGCAGGGAAACCACGGUGAGGACGUCAAGGACCUCUACUACUACCUCGAUAAUACCCCUUCCCACUCCUACAUGAAGUACUUGUACAAGUACCCUCAAGGCAAGUUUCCCUACCAGCAAUUGGUGGACGAGAACGCCAAGAGAACCCGUUUGGAGGACGAGUACGAAAUCACCGACACCGACAUGUUCAAAGACAACAAGUACUUCGACGUGGUGUUCGAAAUGGCCAAGGGUGACGACGAGCCAGAAGAGCUUUACUUCAGAAUCACCGCCUACAACAGAAGCAAAGAAGUGGCUCCAUUGCACAUUUUGCCUCAUCUCGUGUUGAGAAACACCUGGGCUUGGGGCUCUGAGGAAUCCAAGAUUUCCAAGCCUAAAGUGUCUCAGCACGAUGACUUCACCGUCAAGGUCGAACACGAAAAAUUCGGCACCAAGUACUUUGUAUUUGCCCCAGCUCCAGGUGCCACCGAGAACUCACCAGAUGUCAAGCCAAAGUUAUUGUUUACGGAAAACGAAACCAACACUAAGAGAUUGUACGACCAACCAAACAAGCACAAAUAUGUCAAAGAUGCGUUCCACGACUACGUCAUCGACCACGACGAGGAGGCUGUCAACCCCGAAAAAUUUGGUACUAAGACUGCUGCCUGGUUUGCAUUCGACGAGAAUGGUGGUGUCCAACCAGGAGACUACGUCACCCUCCGUUACAAGUUCAGCAAGUCCCCAGAAGAAAUCGAUGAGUACGAAUUCGACCAAGUGUUUGCUAGACGUCAAGACGAAGCUGAUGCUUUCUACUGGAAAGUCAGUCCUUUGCCAAUGAGUGAUGAAUUGAGACAAGUCCAGAGACAAUCUUUUGCCGGUUUGUUAUGGACAAAGCAGUUCUACAAUUUCGUCCAUCAUUACUGGUCUGGUGGAGAUCCUAACACCCCCAAGCCUCCAGAAAACAGAGCAAAUGGUAGAAAUGAAGAUUGGAAGCAUUUGUAUAUCAAUGACGUUUUAUCGUUACCAGACAAGUGGGAGUAUCCAUUUUUUGCUGCGUGGGAUACCGCUUUCCACUGUGUUCCAUUUGCCAUGAUUGACCCAUACUUUGCCAAGAACCAGAUCGAUUUACUCUUGAGAGAAUGGUACCAACAUCCAAAUGGUCAAAUUCCUGCUUAUGAGUGGAACUUCUCUGAUGUUAACCCUCCGGUCCACGCUUGGUCGGCCUACAGAAUUUUUAAGAUCGAAAGAAAGAUGUAUGGUAAGGAAGAUAUCGAUUUCUUGGAAAGAGUGUUCCACAAGUUGUUGUUGAACUUCUCGUGGUGGGUCAACAGAAAGGAUGCCAAUGGUAACAACGUAUUCGAAGGAGGAUUCCUUGGUUUAGACAACAUUGGUGUGUUCAACCGUUCUGAACAAUUGCCAACCGGAGGUCACUUGGAACAAGCAGACUCUACUGGCUGGAUGGCCUUCUUCUGUUUACAAAUGUUAAACAUUUCCCUUGAAUUGGCCAAGACCAGACCAGUUUACGAAAACAUUGCUUCGAAGUUUUUCGAGCAUUUCAUCUUGAUUUCUGAUGCUAUGAGUUAUAGAGGUGCCCGUGAAGGUGAAACAGGUGAAACAGAGAGCUCUUUAUGGGAUGAAAAAGAUCAGUUCUACUACGAUGCUAUCAGUUACGGCAAGGGCCAUUCUCAAUCUUUGCCAGUCAGAUCAUUGGUGGGUUUGAUUCCACUUUAUGCAUCCUUAACAUUGGAACCUGAAAUCUUGGAAAGAUUCCCAGGAUUCAAGAAGAGAGUCGACUGGUUCAUCAACAACGUCAAGCCAAUUGCUGAGAGAAAUAUCGCUUCCAUGGAAACUCGUGGUGUUGGGGAAAGAUUACUUUUAGCAUUGGUCAACAAGGACAGACUUUUGGCAAUUUUGGACAAAAUGUUGAAUGAAGACGAAUUCUUAUCACCUUACGGUAUUAGAUCGUUGUCCAAGUACCACAAGGACCACCCAUUCGAAAUGGAGGUCAAUGGUGAGAAGUAUUUUGUUGGAUAUUUACCAGGUGAGUCUGAUUCGGGAAUGUUUGGUGGUAACUCGAACUGGAGAGGUCCAAUUUGGUUCCCAGUUAAUUUCUUGUUGGUUGAGGCCCUUCAAAGAUUCUACUUGUACUACGGACCUGAGUUGAAGGUCGAGUGUCCAAAGGGAUCGGGUGACUACUUGAACUUGGCACAAUGCGCCCAAGAAAUUCAACACAGAUUGAUGCACUUGUUCAUCCCUGAUGAAGAUGGUAUCAGAGCAUGUAACGGGCCAAACGAAAUGGUGAAUAAGGACCCAUACUUCAAGGACUAUGUUCCAUUCUACGAAUAUUUCGAUGCUGAUACUGGUAGAGGGUUGGGUGCUUCCCAUCAGUGUGGUUGGACUGCGGUGGUGGCCAAGUGGAUCCACGACAACGGUGUUUCUUGUAGAAUCCCCAAGACUCCAAGGACUCCUAGAACCCCACGUUCGUCUGUGUUCCUCCACAACAGUACUCACCCCAAGCAAUUUGACGAAGAGGAAGAAGAUAGUAACGAGAAGAUCAAACAAUACUACCCCAAGUCUGGUCCUUUCCCCGGAAGAUUGCAAAGAAGAAAGUCCGGAAAGUCUUUAUUGAACUUAACCGUUAAUGCCUUGGAUCUUGAUUACGACGAAUCUACUCAUCAUUCCAAUGUGAGCGCCGCAAGAAGAACUAGUGACUACGGAAAAGGUACCAGCUUGAAGGACGAAUUGGAAGAAUUGGUUCCAACCAAUUCUAGAGGGUCAAUUGACUCCAAUGCCGCUGUUGAUGAUGAAUUAUUGAGUCAAAUCAAGAGCGCAUUCCAGAAGUAUAAAUUGAAGGAGGAUGAAGAUCCUAACGAUGUUUCUGGUGACGAAUUCGAAACCAGACACCGUGACUAG
Messenger RNA from Suhomyces tanzawaensis NRRL Y-17324, 3180 nucleotides. RefSeq lists its product as uncharacterized. Gene Ontology annotation, cellular component: endoplasmic reticulum membrane. The record is from RefSeq and is a predicted model, not a curated record. The transcript has a single exon. Gene Ontology annotation, molecular function: Glc3Man9GlcNAc2 oligosaccharide glucosidase activity. The coding region runs from base 1 to 3180 and encodes 1059 amino acids. Gene Ontology annotation, biological process: oligosaccharide metabolic process; protein N-linked glycosylation. Lineage: Eukaryota; Fungi; Ascomycota; Pichiomycetes; Serinales; Debaryomycetaceae.